Messenger RNA from Branchiostoma belcheri (Belcher's lancelet), 3782 nucleotides. Its product is annotated as cytidine monophosphate-N-acetylneuraminic acid hydroxylase-like. The transcript has 16 exons. NCBI's taxonomy places the organism in Eukaryota, Metazoa, Chordata, Leptocardii, Amphioxiformes, Branchiostomatidae. The record is from RefSeq and is a predicted model, not a curated record. The coding region runs from base 412 to 2304 and encodes 630 amino acids. Gene Ontology annotation, molecular function: 2 iron, 2 sulfur cluster binding.
GGGAACUCUAGUUUUAACUACUACGUGAUCAUGUAUCCCAGGUAAGUCUGGCGCGCACGUCUGGGAAGGGUUGCCAAUAAUGGCUGCCUGCUGAAAAACAGACCUGGCACUUAUCGUGUUGUUUAUGUAAAUGCAAUGACAUACAUAUUCAUGUAAUGACGCGAUGUCAUUCCUUAACUUGUCCAACCCGUUCUUUCUGGCACAAAAGAACGUCUUACGAAAACGAACUGUUUACUCCGUACUUUGUGCCCUAACCCUAACCCGAUCAAAGUUCUCAUUGCCUCUGAAGCUCAACAGACGAACUUCGAGACAGAUGGUUGAGCGUUUACAAGAGACCAACACCAAAGGUAAUGGUAGUGGCUGAAGUGCACUAGGAUUGAAAGAGAUAGGCCAUACGUAAUAACUGUAAACAUGGAGCAGCGAACGGUGGAAGUCCUGCAGCUGUCUGCCCAGGAGACAGCAGCUCUGAAGCCAGGCGUCAACUUGGUCAACAAAAACGUCGGAAACUUCAUCAUUUAUAAGGAUCCUACUCGUCCCGAGGAUCCGUACAAGGCUUGUCGCAACGUUUGCAGACAUCAACGCGGAGUCUUUGUGAAAGACAUUGAAGAUGCCACAUGCAACGUUGUGCGAUGUACCAAGCACAACUGGAAGCUGGACACAUCUACCAUGAAGUACGUCAACCCUCCUGACAGCUUCACACAAGAACUGCUCUUUCCUGAGCUAGACGAGGAGGGCAGGUUGGCACUGGUGGAGCUGCGCCCUCCUGAGCCGUGGGAGAGUGACGGCAGGCCCCCGCAGAGGAUUGGACCUGGGGAGGUGCAGGUGACCUUCUUCGCGCAUGCAUGUAUGGAGGUGAAGCUGGGAGACAAGAUCAUGUUCUUCGACCCAUGGCUAACCGGACCCGCCUUCGCCAGGGGAUGGUGGCUGCAACACGAACCGCCCGCUGAUUGGCUGGAGAGGCUAUCACGUGCCGAUCUCAUUUACAUAAGCCACGAACACUCGGAUCAUCUCAGCUACCCUACUCUAGAGCUGCUGUCGAAGAAGAACCCGGACAUCCCCAUCUACGUGGGAGACACGUCCGUGCCCGUGUUCUGUAGGCUGAAGCAGAGCGGGGUCAAAUUAAACUGCAUCAACAUCUGCAAGUUUGGGGUGUGGCAAGAGAUCAAUGCACACACGCGUUUCAUGAUCCUGAUGGACGGGGUGCAUCCUGAGUUUGACACCUGCAUCUUGAUCGACUACAAGGGCCACCUGAUCCUGAACACCGUGGACUGUGUGUCACCUAACGGCGGACGUCUACCCAAGAACGUGGACAUCAUGAUGAGUGACUUUUCAGGGGGGAAUUCUGGAUUUCCCGUGACAUUCUCAGGCGGAAGAUACACGGAGACAUGGAAAGAGAAGUUCAUGGAAAAAGACAGGAAGAAUCUGCUGUUCCAUAAGAAAGAAGUGGUUCGUGAGGUCAACCCCAAAGUCUACUGCCCGUUCGCCGGCUUCUUCCUGGAGGCACAUCCAACGGACAAGUACAUCCUGGACAAUAACCCCAAGAACAAACCAGAGCAACUUGCGGCCUUCAUCAACAGACACCUGGACUCCGUGAUGACGUGGACUCCCAAGCCCGGGUCCACCCUGGACCUGGCGCUGGCUCUUGGUGACCCAGCUGAUCGCAGGCUUGCAAUAGUGGACCCUCCCCCAUGGACUAAGCUGUACAAGGACAGCUGGGAGUUCGACUUCUACAUCAACAAGAUCAACGAGAGUAUAGAGAACGAGAUUUUUGCCUACCCAGACUGGAUACCGUUCUACUAUGAGUGGAUAGGGUUCAAAGACUAUAACCUCGUACUUCGGAUGAUAGAGACUGAUGACUACUUCAACUCCGUGGAGGGAGGUUACGACUUUCUUGUGGACUUCUUGGAUUUGUCCUUCCCUAGCCAGCGUCCUGCCAGGGAACAUGCAUACCUGGAGAUCAAGAACAGGAUCGGGGUCCACAGACAAACUGUUCUGCAGGGGCUGUUUUGGGACGACCUCUAUCUGGGCUUCCAGAACCGCCUGUCACGUGAACCGGACACGUUUCACUUCAAGUUCUGGAAUCACGUGCAGAUCCUGCUGUCUCUACAGCCGCCAGACUGGGAGGCUUUCCUCAGCAGGCAGAGGAAACUACACGGGAGGAAAUAUCCCAGAGCAGUGUGGAAACCGCCACACAGCACGAAAACCUCAGUCACCCGUCUGCUGGGAGUCCUGGUCCAUGCAAGGGUUCUUCUCGUUCCUGCGACCGUGGCUUUCCUGGCAGUAUUGGCCUAUAAAGUCCUUUAGAUUAACUGGCAAAACAAAAUAUCGCAACAGAGGAGUUUUGAAGGAAUCUAUUUGAGUCAGAUACUCCUGGGGCACAUCGUCAAAUCUCCAGUGGUCUCUAGUGUGUACUUAUUCCUGUUAUUCCUGUGACGGUGAUAGCUUCUUGUAAUCUUGCUGUUAAUGUUACUGAUUACAAGUUCAUAGAUGGAAGAUAGUUCAUAAAAUAAUUUUAACAUGUUAUUAAACAGGUUGUCUACCUCGUGAUUCUAUAGUAUCACAAUACGUAUUUGGAGAAAAUGUGUGAAGAUAUUAGCAUGUUGUUGGUUUAACAGGGUCAUGGCUACUCAGUGGUGGUGAUGUGGAACUAGAAAAGAGCUUAGUUCUACAUUAAAUAAUUAAAACAAUUUAAAUUUAUUGUUCACUGUGUGGACGCCAAAAUGUAUUAGAGUGACGCUUUAAACGUUGCUAAUUGAUUUAGAAGGGACACUAAAUCAUCCAGUUAAGACAUUUGCAACCGUCUCAUACUAGAAUGUGGAAAAUGUAGGACUGAAUAUUGUCAUUUACAUUCCAUGAUAGCAUACCCGAGACACGUUCUACAACGUAGGUAACGGUUACACGUUACAGAUUUCAUUUGUGUCUCUCAUCUGUAACGUGUAACCGUUACAGAUGAGAGACACAAAGGAAAUCUGUUCCAUGUAAAGCUUUAUCGUUGUCUUACGUUUCAGUUCCUAGAGCUACAUGCAGGUUUGAUGAGUGUCGAUGUAGAGUGAUGUUUGUAACAAAUGUGUUUUCCUCUUCAUAUGUUGGGUUUAUAGGCGAACACCAUUACUGGUAUAGGUAUAAUUGAAUAAUCUUUACUGUAUGUUCUUACCCAGGCCUAGAGGAUAUAAAACAUAGUAUUUAACAUCGAAACGUUACAUUCUAACGCUAAGUCACUAAAAGUCUAUGUAUUACAGAAAUACUAUAUUCUAUUUAACAUCUACAGUUAUAAUAGUCACCGUUUCUUAUCUCUUUUUGAAACACGUCAUCGGGAAACAUAAGUAAAUAUUUUGUUCACUGUACGUUCAUUCCUGCUUGACAUCACGUAUUUGAAGGUAUGUCUUGCUUUGUACAAUCAAGUAAAAAGUGAGUUUCGUUUUCAACAUAUAAAUUUAAUUACAUAACACCUUCAGCCAUCUUAUACUUAUACAAGAGCCAGAUUAGACCUAAAAUGGAAUAUUGUUAUCACAUAUAUCUGGACUGGAGCUGCCCAGAACUCCCUAAACUGCCUCAACCGUGUUCAAAAGCGCUUACAAAAUCUUGUUGGGAGUGACUUGUUCGCCACGCUACAACCACUCUCACAUAGGCGUAACGUUGCAAGCCUAGUGUUAUUUUAUCGCUACUUCCUCGGCAAAUGCUCCGUGCCGGAACUUCAUUCGCUAGUGCCCCCACUUCGAAAAUUCUCAACAAAGACACGUCUUGCCACUUCCACCGAAGCAAAUCACCCUUUCUUCCUCCAU